Molecule: messenger RNA, 1770 nt
Organism: Puccinia triticina
Lineage: Eukaryota; Fungi; Basidiomycota; Pucciniomycetes; Pucciniales; Pucciniaceae
Exons: 4
Coding region: 1-1770 (589 amino acids)
Source: RefSeq, a predicted model, not a curated record
AUGGCCCUCAAGAACAUCCUAGUUCUCUCCGCAUUUGUUCAACUGGCCGUUAGCGCUGCUGCGCCCGGCUUACGCCACCCGACCAGAUUUUCAUCCAGAGCACUAGCACAAAGAUCCAACACUGGUCCGGCCCCAGCAGAUGCAAUGAGCGCUGCUCAGGUCAAGCCGAAUGACGCAUCAUCUGAUGAAUCCAAGUCCACUUCCCACUCGUCGGCCGACGCCCCGAAAACCGCCGAGGGCUCAUCUGCCCCUAAAGCUGUCGAGGGAUCCUCUGCCCCGAAGUCUACCGAGAGCUCCUCUGCUCCCAAAGCCGCCGACGGGACAUCAACCCCAAAGGCUGCUGAAGGGCCACUCACGCCGAAAUCUGCCGAUGCGCCUGUGCUGAAAGCCGCUGAUGCAUCCUCACCGAAGUCCGCUGAUCAUACACCCGCCCCCAAAGCCGCCGAUUCACCCGCCCCCAAAACUGCCGACGAGUCGAUUGCCAAAGCUGCCGAUGUACCCGCACCGAAGUCCGCUGAUCACGCACCGGCCGCGAAAGCCGUGGAUGCACCGGCCCCGAAAACUGCGGAUUCCCCCGCCCUGAAGGCUGCGGAUUCCCCCUCUCCGAAGCCCGCUGAUGCGCCGGCCCCGAAAACUGAUUCACCCGCCCCAAAGGCGGCUGAUGCGCCCACCGCCAAAGCGGCUCCGAUUGUGACGACCAAUAGAAUUGCCAACGAAGUCGUCCACACCAACACAACAUCGAAUGAAUCGACUGUCAGCAAGGGUAAUUCGGCCCAGAAAGUCUCAGGAACCUCCCCGGUGGCACCAAAAUCUGGCGAUACUCCUGCAGGCACUACCACAGUAGUCACUAGCAAAGUGAGCAACGAGGUGCUCACAACGAAUACCGCCCCGGAUGAAUUGGGUGCACACGGAAGCUCUGCCUCCAAAGCAGCGGGUGCUCAAACUGAAACGCCAAAGGCUAUCAAACCAAACGCAGCACCCGAAGACUCAAAAGCUGCUUCUGCAGUUGUACAAUCUCAUCCACCCAGCGCCGAAAAAGUGUCUGAUACGGCCUCUAAGGGAGUCGAUGUUACCGUCAAGACUCCCAAAGGAUCCGACACGCCCAACCUCAAGGCAAUUGAUAUUAAUGUGGACAAGGCCAGUCCAACAUCCGCCACGUCUCACGAAAACUCGGCGGCACCUAUGGCUUCAAGUGAUGCCGCGCACGGCACGAAGGACUUGGGUUCAACAACCGCCAAGACUGUCGAUGUGAGCCUCAGCAAGCCAAGCGCAGCUUCACACUCCGAUGGAGCACAAAGUCACUCCGACGCCUCUCCAAAAUCCACCGACGCUUCAGCCUCGUCCAACCCGGGGGCCGAGGGAGUGUCCCCUAAGAAACUUCAAGUGAACAUUGGCAAACCAGCGUCGGCGUCCAGUGAUCCGGAGAGCUCUUCUCACACAUCCUCGGCUAGUGCAUCGGUAGACAGCAAGAAAGACGGUCACUCCGACUCCGUGGGACCCGCUAGCACUCCACAGACGACCGAAACCCAUGCGAUCAAACCCAUGCACGAUGCGUUCCAUGACAGCGACGAUUCGGCUGACGCUGACCCCAAGAAGCAGGAUGCCUCGAAGGGAAAGGAUUCCGAAACUAGCCCACUCCCUAACCAGCCCCAUAAAGAGUCUCCCUCUGCCCAUGCUAAGGAAAACAGCGGCUCGUCUUUAUACCAACAGGGCCAGAGCAGUCUCUUUGCAGCCUCGGCUUUGGCCACCAUUCUUGCUUUCAUAGCCUAA